This is a messenger RNA of Sporisorium graminicola, 345 nucleotides long. RefSeq lists its product as uncharacterized. NCBI's taxonomy places the organism in Eukaryota, Fungi, Basidiomycota, Ustilaginomycetes, Ustilaginales, Ustilaginaceae. The coding region runs from base 1 to 345 and encodes 114 amino acids. Gene Ontology annotation, molecular function: damaged DNA binding; single-stranded DNA binding. Gene Ontology annotation, biological process: mismatch repair; nucleotide-excision repair; DNA replication. The record is from RefSeq and is a predicted model, not a curated record. The transcript is spliced from 2 exons. Gene Ontology annotation, cellular component: DNA replication factor A complex; nucleus; site of double-strand break.
AUGGACAAACCAACGCCACUCAUCAACUCUUCCAUGCUCAGUCAGUACUCGGGUCAGACGGUACGAAUCGUCGGCAAAGUGCAAAAGAUCACGGGCAACACGCUGCUCAUCACCAGCUCGGAUCAGGGCAACGUCGAGAUCGUGCUUAACCCGGACUCGGAUAUCAGCGGGAGCAGCUUCGUCGAGGUCACGGGCAAAGUCAGCGAGGGUGGCUCGAGCCUGGAUGGGAAUCAGAUCCGAGAGUUUACUACGGUCGAUUGCGGUGAUGGUGUCGAUCUGACACUGGUUGAGAACGUCGUUCAGAUCUCGGCUGCUUUCCCCGCCCUGUUCUCCGACUCGGCUUGA